Messenger RNA from Ostrea edulis (European flat oyster), 8123 nucleotides. Its product is annotated as sterile alpha motif domain-containing protein 9-like. Lineage: Eukaryota; Metazoa; Mollusca; Bivalvia; Ostreida; Ostreidae. The transcript has 7 exons. Gene Ontology annotation, biological process: regulation of apoptotic process. Bases 1565 to 7117 code for a protein of 1850 amino acids. Gene Ontology annotation, cellular component: cytoplasm. The record is from RefSeq and is a predicted model, not a curated record.
AUAUGGAGGAAAGUCAAGGAUAUGAUGGACAUGUUGACCUUGUAAUUUCAAAUAUACAAGAUCGUUUGAACAGAAUUGUCGGAGAACUACAUCAGCUUAUGAAUAUGAAUGAUCCAUGAAUAGAUUUGACUCGCAGUCACAUUUUAUAUCGCCUAGACAGCCCUUUCCGCUGCCCAUAGUUACAAUGUAUGCAGACGACACUUCACAGAACGUGAGGGAUAAAUCUGUUGUAAUUGAAUCAAAAUUCAAUAUAAAUCUUCAAAAAUCACAAUGUAUGCUUAUUGGCACGUCUCAAAGGUUACGGAAAUGUUUAUAUAGAUAAUACAAUGUACUUUAUCCUGGGAUUCGCAGGUGGAGUUUAUUUCAAAGAAAAUUGUAAGAAAACUUGCUGUACUUAGGAGAGUGAGUUAUUUUAUGCCACCAAAUGCACUUAUCAAAGGUUUUUAAUAGUACAUGUAUAUUGUUUUUCCACAUUUUACUUCCUGUUGCACUGUCUGGUGUAACGUACAAAAUCAACUAUAUUUAGAAAAAAAUUUCAAGCUGCAAAAAGAGGGCAGCAAGAAUACUUUUAAAUAUUCGAGAUAACAGGACCUCUACUGGCUUUUUAUUUUCUUCUUUGAACUGGAUGCCAAUUAAGGAUUAUUUUAUGUUUAGAAAGGUUGUCUUCUGUUCAAAGUUUUAAAUAAUCGGAUGCCAAAGAGAUGUGAGUUGGCGCCAGACCAGGUCGAAUGAUUAUAUGUCUAAUUUAUUAUAUUUACCAAUCGCUAAAACUGAAAAUUAUAAACGUUCGUACAGCUACCCGGUACUCUUCUGCAUUCCUUUGGAACAAAUUGUCUCAAAAUGUUCGAAACUCUGGUUCGGUUGGCAUUUUUAAAGCUGUGUAGGCCUAUUUGAUGGAAUAUUUUCAUAGAAGUAGCACUUAAACAUCGUGUUUUCCUCUUUUUGUUCAGGUGUGCUAAAUAAUGUAGUUGUGAUAUGGCACUGUGUGUGUGCGUGUGUCUUAUGCUAUUUUCUUCUUCUUUCCUUUUAUGUCAUGCAGGCCCCAUUCAUAUAAAUUUAAGUAAUAAUUUUAUCACUAAUCAGGUAUGUCUUUUGCUAUAUUUUCCCCCUUUUCCUUUUAUAUCGUAUUCAUGUUUAGAAUAAUUUUAGAUGUUAAGUUUAUGUUUGUGUAAAUGUUUUAAUGCAGGAAACUAGCUAUAUGCUAAAUGGAUAAUAGUUCUACACCCUGGCACCUAUCGGCUUCCAUAUUUCGGUGUCAUAAUUGUAACUAAUUCAAAGGAAAAGUAAACUAAUUUAUAUACAAAAUUUGUUGGAACUAGUUUGAUUGCAGGAUUUAUCUUUAAUGCCAUCGUCGGAUACACCCACAGCUCGUCUUUUUCUCACCAGACUGUGGUGAUCAGCCAUAUGGAUUUAUCCGACAAUGCUUAUCUUUCAAAUUAAAUAGUUUCGUUUUUGAUUUAGAUCUUCAGAAAAAGAAAAUGGCGGUCGUAUAAACAUUUCAGAUUUACGAAGGGAACAUUUCUAGUUCAGAUGCUGUGUUUUCAGGUUUUGAUGUAAUCCCAGAAUGAACUUCGAGGAAAGUCACAAGAUACGCCGGAAUUACGUAUCACUCAAACAGAGUAUCAUUUUACGUGGAACGUCUAGCGACCUCCUAGAUCACUUGGUGGCGUCGUCGGUCAUUUCCACUGAUGAUUAUGAGCGAAUCUUGUCAGAGACAACAUCUUCAGAAAAGGUCCAGCGCCUUCUUAAAGUGAUAGAGACAAAACCCAAAAGCUUAGAACCAUUCUGUAAAGCAUUGGAGGACAGUGGCCACGAAUUUUUGUCAGAAACCAUACGAAAGACUACUGUUGAUCCAAGUCUGAUCGAAAAAGAGAAAGAAAAAAUCAAUGAUCAAAUGAAGGACAUUCUCACAAGAACAUAUGCAUGUGUUGAAGAUGAAGCAACUCAUAUAACUCAAAUGCAAGAAAUUCAACGAGAAAUAGAGUUUGGGUUUUUAACAUCGGGAAAGGUUUGGGAAGGAGAGUGGGCAGCAGUGGAAACACUCCUUUUCAAACUCUUCCCGAAAGUGAAGAAAAAGAAAAAGAAAGGUGGAAGGAAUAUCAACAAUCCUGCAUUUCAGUUUUUGAAAAGAAUAGAUGGUGACGUUGGAACUUCAUUAGGAAGCCAAGAUGCUGGAGACGAAUUGUUAGCAGUGUCGAGAAACAAAAAUACGCAACCAAUGUCUGAAAGAAGUUCCCAAAGUCUCUGCAAAAUUUUGAAACAUUAUUUCAGAGAACAUCAACUGGAUCUUUGUUUACUUGAUACCCUUGAGGAAGAGGAAGUAAAUGGAGAGAUUUUUAUGAAUUUAAGAAUGGACGAAACAGCACAACUGUUUCCCAAUUUAAAGUUUGGCAAAAGAAAGAAGAUAAUUCUAAUUCGUGAUGACUUGAAGGAAAAAGAAGAAAAAGGCGAACUAUUUGAUGAAGACGGAUGUGAAAAUAUCCAGGCAGGAACAGACGAAGAAGAAAGGAAAGUUGAUCAAUUAUUUUCUGAGAAAUUUAGAGAAACAUUUAGAAAAUUUGGAUGCACAGUGAAGGACUCAGAAAAUUACUUGCAGAAUUCUGCAUUGAUCUCGAACCGAGUUUCUCUUCAGAGUCUUUUGGAUCCUUUGCAUAAGUUUCUGUAUGAGCAAGUUGACGAACAAGGUAUACCAGAUUGGAUUGCAAAAAGUGCCAUGCCUUUCAUUGCAGCAUGUCUAAAUGAACGCGCCAAUGGCACAAUCCAUUUUGGAAUUGCUCCCUUGGAGUCCGAAAUUGAAGUUAAAGGAACUAUCAAUGGUAUCCCAGUUGACAGAAAACGUGUUAUUAGAAGAUUUUACUCUAUACUGAGAUCCUAUUUCUAUGAAGAUGAUUUUGAAAGUGUCUGCAAAUGUAUUUGUCAACCUCAAUUUAUACCAGUUACAGUUCCGAAAGACGGCGCGGAGGAGUCCCGAAGACAUCUUUAUGUAGUUGAAAUUGACAUUAUCCCUUCAGCAACAUUUACUGAAGAUAAUGUGUUUUUCAUACGACAAAAGGACGUGGAUGGAGGCAAGAUAAAGUCUGUGUUCUUUAGAUUUAAGAAAGGGUCAACUGAACCAAUAACUGGAGCAGAUGAAGAUCUUCGGAACUACAUGACUGUCAAAUCAAAGUUGACAUUAGAAAGAAAAAACCAGGAAGAAAAACCAUUGGACAAUAAACCAAAGGAAAAUCAGCGCCAAAAAUUCCUCGAUUUGUUUUCUGCAGGAUUUGAGACUGUAAAGGAUGAGAUCCAUCCAGUACUCUUGUUGAGUCCCCUGGACAGCAAUUUGGGCGAACAGUUUGUGGCAGAAAAUUUUGAAUUCAUAAAUGACAUUGAUCCAGAAGUGAUUUUUGAUUUUGAUUUUUGCAACGAAAACAAAGGAAUGUAUCGUUUUGUUGAAGAAGAACAAGAACAAUGUCUUAAGGUAUUUACAACAGAUUCCUUUGACAAAAACAGCGAAGAACACACUGAAAAGAAAGAUAGCUACCAUAACAUGCUGGAAGAUUUGAAGAGAACUCCAAUUAAGCCAUGGAUAUUUUGUAAUGGUUACAGCCCCCUAGAUAAAGAACCCUUAAAAAGAUAUGCGUGGAAACAACAGCGAAUUGAAGGAUUCAAGGAAGCAGUCAGGUUUUUCAGUGACGAAAUACCAGCUGGGAGAGCCAUUGUUAUAUUUUUGUUGUUUUCAAAAAAUUAUGGUAUUCUUUUAGAUGCAGCAGAAGAAGUCAUUUCAAAGUUCAAAGGUCAUUGGUUACUUUUUGCAGAAACUGAACAAAUUGCAAGUCACUGGAAAAAAGAGCUUCUUCAUCGUCAGUGUGUUGACAAAAAGGCAUUAGAUCACCGGUGUAUUAUUGGUAUAACUUGGAAGAGUGUUAAUUUGAUGAUAAAAGAAGUUAUUGGAUCAAAGAAACAGGGUGAAUGUUUAAUCCCAAUGGCAAAUGGAAGUAUUUGUCAUCUGAGAGAGAAGAUCAAAAGAGAACUGUUCGAUUUAGAAAUUUUGAGCGCAAACGAAUGUGACAAUGAUUUAGAAAUAAUGAAUGACUUAGAGAAGAGGAAAGAGCAAAGGAAAAUGGUGGAGGAAAAUUUCUUCAAAGGAGCUUGUGUGACAUGGUGGAACUUAUGGUUCGAAGGAGAUCAUGUUUUGAAACGAUCUAUUCAUGCCAAUUUUCUAAAGAAAGUUAAAGAUGCGUGCUCAAAAUCUGACAACGAAGACGAAAGCAAAGUUAGCAGAGUAAAGUUGUACCAUCAGCCGGGUGCAGGUGGUACAACAUCGGCUAUGCAAGUCUUAUGGGAUCUGAGAAAAGAGUACAGAUGUGCUGUUGUAAGGCAUAUUUCCGACUUAACUUGUGAACAAAUAGAAAAACUGAGAAAAUAUGAAGAAACAGAAACGCCAAAACCACCCAUUAUACUAAUCGAUAAUGGUGAUGAGGAGAAAGUAAUCUCCCUGUGUGCUCAUCUUGCUAAUCGAGCUCGAAUCGCUCUACGAAGAAGCGAGGAUCACUGCAAAGUCUUCUGUGUACUACUUUUAUGUGAGCGUAGACCAAACUUACCACAUUUUGUUGACGAAUUCUCUGUUCAACUUCGACAUGAUCUUGAAAAGUCUGAACUUGACUGGUUCCAAAAGAAAGGAGAUACUUUACAAAAGCAGUACUUAAAUGAGAAUGGCAUUGAUCCUCGGCUGUUAUUGUCGUUCAAUUUACUGAAAGAAAACUUUAAUCCAGACUACAGAAAGGAGAUAAUUCAACAAUUUGUUGACAAUAUUACCGAUGAAAAGGAGAUGUGUCUGCUUCGGUACCUUUCGCUGAUGAAUAGUUUUGAUCUAGAUUUUCAAUCUGUUCCAGUUAGUGCUUUUGAUUUGCUGAUGACAGAUAGAAAACACACACCACAACAGCAAAGGAAUCCUAUAUCGAGUUUUGGGAUUGUCUCUACUCAAACUCACAUGCGAAAUCGAGGCUGGGAGGUGCAGCUUACACAAUCACUCUUAGUACUUAUCAACCGCAGUGGAAGCGUUAACUAUAGGGCUCACCUGAAAGGUCUCUACAUCAUUAAUCAACUGUUUGCAAAGGAAAUCUUCAUGUACAUUCAAGGUCAAAUGAAGUUGAAAACCAGCGAACUGAUGCUAGAUUUUCUGGAUUCCCCAAUGUUCUUAAGCUACAACAAAUCUCUGCAAGUUUUACAAAAGAUUGUCGGAGACAUAUUAAAAAAAAGACAAACCCUUGAUAUCAAUAGAAGAGAAAAAUUUUCCCCACUCAUAAAGGACAUACUCUCUCAUGAGAGUGCAGACAAAGCUGCUGAGGUUUUGGAACGUGGUUUUGAGUUAUUGAAAGAUCCAAUGGUAGCACAACAAGCUGCUCGCCUAUACUAUAUCCACAAAAAUUGGGUAAAAGCAGAACGCUUCGCUCGAAUUGCAACUGGAAUGAAACCAGAAAAUUCUUUUCUUUGGGAUACGUAUGGCCAAAUUUUCAAGACACAAUUAAAAGAAAUGUAUAUGGAAUGCUCACAGAAAAGUGAAAUGUUAGGAGAUGAUGAAGUGAGGUUAGCCGUGCAUAUUUUAUCGAAGGCAAUCGAAAAGUUUCAAUUUGAACAAAAAGCAAGUGAAAAAGAAUACUACUCAAAAAAUACGGACAAUGGUUACUUUGCAGAAAUUGCAACAAUUAUAACUUUCCUAGAUCUCUUACACUUUCAUCCAGACACAAAUGACAUGGAUAUAUUGCGAAAAUUUUUGGUAGAUCCAAAAUACAUUCCCCCCUCACUCACCAAUUUCAACCCUAAGAUCAUUCAGUUCAUCAAAGCAUUUAAUGCCAGAACAAGUUUCGUUAUGAGAUUCAUUGAUGAGAGGAUCUCACAACUCAAAUGGGGUGUAUACAGUGAUUUACUGUCAAUCAUUCCAGAUCAACGAAAAAUGCUGUUCGAUUUGAAAGAAAAUCUAGACAAGUAUUUUGGGGAAGAUUCAAAUGACAUACCACAUUUGGGCUCUUGUGAAGAAAUCGAAUUUGUCAGACGCAGAAUUCGAAAAUUAGGUGGAAGCUCGUUGAAAGUGAUCAUUGAUCUCAGAACAGAUGAGAAUGGAAGGGAAAAACUACAAACAAUAGAAAACUUACUUCUGGAAAAAGUUUUGCCCCAAGAGUUUUCCUUACCUGAUUUGAUAACACUGGUCAGUGCUCGUGUUAUUAGAAAUCUUAAUAGCAAUGGACAUGAAAAAGAGUUUAUUGAAAUUCUGUUGUGGAGCAAACAAGCAUAUGAAAUGGCAAUAUCCCAGAAGGAAACUCAUAUCUAUUUAGAGCCAUUCUUAUAUUUGGUUCUAUUUCAUUGGCAAACUGAAAAUAGAAAUAAGUAUGCAAAAGAAAUUUGUCCUGUGCAACAGGUUGAAGACGCGAUUAAACAGUGGAAACUCGCAUAUAACCAAAAAUAUCCACGCCAGAAAGAUGAAACCAAUCCAUAUCAAAGAAAAGAAACAACAUACUUUUAUUUGGGCAAAGGCGUUCAGUUUGCAGAGAUUGUUUAUUAUGAAGAUCUUUUCCAAGAUGAGCACGGCUCUCGGUAUCGAAAAGGGGAUUCAAUAUGGCAGGAACCUGCUAUUAGAAGAAGACUUCACAGAAUUAAGGGGACUUUAAAACCAAAUGGACUUGAAGUUAUGGUACAACAGAAAAGUUCGUUAGGAAAUGUAAAUGUUGUGUCAAUACCAACAACACUCCCUAUCCAUAAUAGAGCUUUGUGGAACAAACAAGUGUUUUUUUUCCUUGGCUUCUCUUGGUCAGGUCCAAAAGCUUUUGAUGUCUCGCAGGAAAACUUACAGGUGAGCACUACUGAUGCUGUGGGGGCAAUUAAGUCAUCUGUUGGAUUGUUCAGAGGUAUGCAGUAUCGACAAGUGUCCAGUGACGUAACAACCAAUGAAGACUAUUUAAAGAAACUUGCCCAACUAAAUGAAAGAAUAAAGAGAAUUGAACAGCUCAAAAAACUCAAAGUUACAUCACGAGAGAUGGAAGAGAUACAGAAAGAGAAAGAUUUGAUUAAAGAGAGGGACGAACUGAUUAGAAGAAGAAGUGAUUUUCUUUCUGGAACUUUGGCAGAGCCUUGGUACUGAAUCGGUGUACGGUUGAUGAGACCCUGGCAGUAAAUAUCGGCAAAAGAUAAGCUUCAGGGAACCAAUGGUGCAGCUCCACUUAAUAAAUCCUAGGGAAAUAUCUCUCUGUAUAUAUUGUGUCGGCUAUGAUUCUGAGUGAAUGGCCAUGUUACCAUUCUAAUAUCAUAAAUCUUUAUAUGGGUUGUUAUGUGUAUUUCUUGGCAAUAAUUAUUCAUUUUAUGCAAGACCCUUUUGAAUGAUUACAAAAACAUUUUGCCUUGUUUGUCUUUUAGUCCAUUAAUAAAAAACUGCGGACAGUGUGUAGAUCACUUCAUUGUUGAAUAACUCUUAAAUUUUAACAUUUAUACAUCAUUCUCCUCUUCGAAUGGAUUUGUAUGCACUGUUAAAACCUUUGAUCAAACCGCUGUUUAUUUACAUGAUGUAUUUAUGUAACUUCCUGGCGAUCUUGGAUAAUCAUUAGUAAUAUAUGUUGUAAUUGAUACUUAGUGCAAUGUUUUGUUUCAUGUAUCAGAAAUUAAAGUUGUUCUUCUGCAAAUUGAAACUAGCAUCCACUUCGUUGAAAGAUUAUUCCACUGGUCUCAACAGGGGAUGCGUACCCCUCCUAGGCAACCCAUCAUAUAUCUGGUGUUUUCCCUGUUCUCAAUUGUUUAUUCUUUAUAAGAUUCAUUAGACUGGUCUCUGUUUGAUAUCUUCACCUUUUUCCAAAUUGUCCCUCCACUUGAGAAUACUAUUAAAACAUUCAAUGCUAUUAAUGAAAUCAUCAUAUUCCUUGUCAAAUCAGAAUUCGCCCAAUUAAAGCUCUCCAGUUGUAUCUCGUGCGAACAUCAAACAUUACACGGUUUACGUACUUUAUAAGUAAUCGAUGAAACGUACUUUUGGUUAUACAGUUCAAAUGUUUAUAAUCAUUAGUAUAUUUUGAUAAGUAGUAUAAUUGUAAGAAGUCUUUAUAUAAGUUUUACAACAUAUUUUUUAACGUUUACGUUGAUUAAAAUGAUGUUUGUGUACA